Messenger RNA from Medioppia subpectinata, 1002 nucleotides. The record is from the annotation of a GenBank genome assembly. Lineage: Eukaryota; Metazoa; Arthropoda; Arachnida; Sarcoptiformes; Oppiidae.
AUGGCUAAAACUUAUAAAAGAUUGGUUAUCGUGAAAAGAACGACAAACUUUAGAGAAGCUGUAAAAGUAUUGUGCGAACCAUUGGUUCCGCCACAAGACAACGAGAUACUCGUGAAGACGGUCUACGCGGGGGUCAACGCAACUGAUGUCAUAACAUAUCAAUUUGGAGGAAAUGGAGUCGGAUAUGAGGCAUUGGGAGUGAUUGAAGCCGUGGGCAAAAAUGUUGCUGAUUUUACAGUCGGACAGACAGUCAUAUUCCUAUUUGGCAUCGAUUAUAAUUUCAGAGGAUUCUCUGAAUAUAUAUACGCUAAGAGUGAAGAACUAACUGCAGUCCCUUGUCUUAAACCGGAGUUACUAUCACUACCUGUUUGUGGUAUAACAGCUGCCAUUGGAUUAGAUAACGCCGGAUUCAUUAAGAAAACUGACAAAGUAUUAGUGACUGCAGCCGCCGGUGGCACUGGUAUGGUAGCCGUCCAGUGGGCCAAACAAAAAGGGUGUUAUGUUAUAGGAAUGACAUCAACUGAAGAGAAGGCAAAACUGCUUAAAGAGUUGGGAACCGAUCGAGUGAUUAAUUAUAAGACUGAAAAUUUGGAUGAAGUGCUCACUAAAGAAUUUCCGGAAGGAGUGGAUGUGAUUUGGGAGACAAUCGGCGGUCAAGUAUUUGAGACUCUAUUUAAACAUUUGGCACUAAAGGGUCGACUCGUUUUGAUCGGAGGAACCGCUUCUUAUAAAUCUGAGACAAACGAUGUAAACAAUACACUCAAUAUUCCCAACGCGUCUAACUUACUUAGAAUGAACCAGAUGCUUUCUGGUUUUUUCAUUUGGCACAAUCGGGAUUUGUUUCCCAAAUAUAUGCCACAAUUAGUUGAAGACGUUGUGAGCAAUAAAUUGAAAAUUGCCGUCGAUUUGGGACUCAACACAAGUGAAGGAGAAUUCAAAGGAAUUGAUUCUGUGGUCAGAGGAGUGGAGGUAAACAUCAAUGAAAUCAAAUGUUUGAAUAUU